AUGGCAAAAAGGAUGAGAGAAAAUGAUAAGGAAGACGAAGGCGAAGAAGAAACUGAUGAUGAGCGCGGAGGUGGAGAGGAAAGGAAGAAAAGGAUGUUGAAGGGGGGAAUAAGAGGGAAGGGGGGAGGGGGGAACAGAGGAAGGAUCUGGUGGGUAGCAGGAGAUACUGAAGGCGGUGUCAUGAGAACAAUUGGGGGAGACGGAUCACUUCUCAAGAAGCUCUGGAAGGAGUUCUCGGCUGCUGGAGGAGGAGGAGGAGGAGGGAGGGAGAGGGAGUGGGGUAGGGGGAGGAUAUACAGAAAAGGGGGAGGAGGAGGAGGAGGAGGAGGAGGUUGUUGUUUAGUGGCAAAAGGUUCUAGGAGACUGGCACGUCGCGCCCUCCGACUCCUGCAGGAGGAGGAGGAGGAGGAGGAGGAGGAGGAGGAGGAGGAAGUAGUUGAAGAGGAGAAGAAAGAGGAGGUGGGAGGAGUUGAGGAGGAGACGGAAGAGGAGGUCGGAGAAGUUGAGGAGGAGGAGGAGGAGGAGGAGGGGAUGGAAUUAAGGAGGAAGAGGAGGGAGUAG
Macrobrachium nipponense is the source of this 561-nucleotide messenger RNA. RefSeq names its product forkhead box protein D1-like. Lineage: Eukaryota; Metazoa; Arthropoda; Malacostraca; Decapoda; Palaemonidae. Bases 1 to 561 code for a protein of 186 amino acids. The record is from RefSeq and is a predicted model, not a curated record. The transcript is spliced from 2 exons.